Molecule: messenger RNA, 1944 nt
Organism: Closterium sp. NIES-65
Lineage: Eukaryota; Viridiplantae; Streptophyta; Zygnematophyceae; Desmidiales; Closteriaceae
Source: the annotation of a GenBank genome assembly
AUGUUCCCGUCGCUCACGGUAUGUGCGACAUAUUGUCGUCCUUUCGUAGCAUUCUGUUCUAUAGAGCACGAGCUAAUUCUUCGUCACCUUUUCGUGGCGUGUGGUAACCAGGUGCGCGAAACGCUGAUGUUCGCGGCGGAGCUUCGCCUGCCGCAGAGCGUGACGCGGGAGGAGAAGGCGGCGAAGGUAGCGCGGUUGCUCGAGUUGCUGGGAUUGGCAGAAGUGGCGGAAACGAAGAUCGGGGACGAGGGACAAAGGGGCGUUUCUGGUGGCGAGAGGAAGCGCGUUGCGAUCGGCACGGAGAUUAUCUGCGACCCGAAGAUUCUCUUCCUGGACGAGCCCACGUCGGGACUCGACUCGACGAGCGCGUUCCGCGUGGUGCGGGCGAUUAAGGACAUCGCGACCAACACGAACAGCAUCGCGGUCAUGGUGCUGCACCAGCCCAGCUUCCGCGUUCUCGGCCUAGUAGACCGCCUGAUCCUCCUCGCGUCGGGCCACGCCGUUUUUCACGGCGCGCCUCCCGCGCUGCCGCGCUUCCUCGAGUCGGCCGGGUUCCCCGUGCCGCAGUUCGCUAACAGCACCGAGUUCGCGCUGGACCUUAUCGAGGAUAUGCAGCGGUCGAGCCGCGGUGUCGCGGAUUUGGUGGAUUUUGCGCGGGUAUAUGAGAGGCAGCAAGAGGAAGAGGAGGAGCGGGAAAGGAAGCUAGGGAACCUGGGAGAAGAGGCUGCGCUGCGCAUGAAGGGCUUUCAGGAGCGGCUGGCCUUUUUCUCCUUCGCCAUCUGCGUGCUUUUCUUCGUCUCCUGUGAUGCUGUUCCCAUCUUCAUCCAGGAGCGAAACAUCUUUCUUCGAGAAACCAGCAGCAGCGCGUACCGCCCGUCCACCUACCUGCUCUCCUCCACGCUCGUCUAUCUCCCCCUGCACCUGCUCAUGGCGCUCACGCUCGUGCUCGAGGCCUGGUGGUGCCUGGGGCUGCAGGGGGGCGCUCAAGGCUUCUGCUUCAUGGUUCUUGCGUGUUUUGCCAUGCUGUUUACCGGGAAUGCCAUCGCCACAUGCGUCAGCAUCUGCGUCAACCACGUUGUGCUGGCAUAUGCAGUGGCCAUAGCUCUCAUGGCGUAUUUCGCUCUCCUCAGUGGGUUCUACAUUGACAGGGAGAGCAUCCCGGAAGUGUGGAUGUGGCUGCACUACCUCUCGCCCAUGAAGUAUGCCUAUGAGGCACUGGCGAUCAACGAGUUUGGCAGCGUACGGCGAAUCAGUCGUGGUGUCGGUGGUCCCGAUGAACGUCGCGAACAGCGCCUUGGUCUUCGCGCCCAUCCACGCGAGGCGCUGGCGCUGGCGCUUCAGGAACUGCUGCGUCAGCUUCCCCGCGCUGUUCCCCGCGAGCUCGCGCCCGCGGCGGCGUCCGCCGAAGGCGUUCUGGAAGCCCUGCUUCGCGCCGUUGAUCACCUUGGUGAACACGUUCUGCGUCACCGUCGCGUUCGGCACGCCCGCGAGAAGCGCCUCGACGACCGUCGCGUCGGCGCCUUCCACGGUGCCCGUCACGCGCAGCUCCGUGUGCGAGCCGCCGCGCCCGCCGCGCGUCUGUGUGGUCCAGCCGGUGGACGGCAGAGUGAGGGCGGCGGUGGCGGUGGAGUCACACGCCGCGCCUUGCACGAUGUUGAUCGUGUCGGGCGCGGUUCCGCUGUACUCGUCAAGAUCCGCGUCGAAAUAGAGGUUGUAGACGGGCGUGCCCGACGACUCGUCCUUAAAGACGGCGAGCAGGAACUUGCCGCGAGUCGCGCCGAUGUCCGUCGUGCAGUUAGAGACCCAGGCGCCCACGCGACCUGCGGAUGGUACGAAGGGGCGAGGGAGGGGGAAGAAGGGGGGCGGUGGGGGAAGAAGGGGAGGGGGGAGUGGGGGUUCCGGGGAGGGGCGGAAAGAGACCAGCGCACGUUUGGCAUCCAAUAG